Haliaeetus leucocephalus (bald eagle) is the source of this 1027-nucleotide messenger RNA. RefSeq names its product PARK2 co-regulated-like (gene PACRGL). The record is from RefSeq and is a predicted model, not a curated record. Lineage: Eukaryota; Metazoa; Chordata; Aves; Accipitriformes; Accipitridae. Bases 1 to 882 code for a protein of 293 amino acids. The transcript is spliced from 8 exons.
AUGCUGAGGGAAAGCCCCCCCCCGCCCCGCCCAGGUCUGUCCGGGCAGCCAUCUUACCCCCGCGGGCACCGCGGCGGGGCGCCGCUGAGGGGCCCCGCGCCCCCCCGACCUCCCGCCUCCCUCCGCGCAUGCUCCCGCCGCCUCGGGCUCGGCCUGCCGAAGAAGAUUGGGCUCUCGGCGGCCCGAAGCAAUGUUCUAAAAAUGUCAUCAGGCAUCCAAAUAAAACCAAAGACUGCAGUACAGAAAAGCAAGACAUCUUCUCCUUUGUCGUGUUCUCCAGAACCUGCAAUAAAACCACAGCCAAAGCCUAGUGACAAGCUGAAUCCUAAAACUAUUGAUCCGUUUGGUGCUUAUUCUCGACCACCUUCUGCAUUUGCUGCUAUAUACGCUAAAGGUGGCAUUCCAUGCAGGUUAGUGCAUGGCUCAGUAAAGCACAAACUGCAAUGGGAAUGCCUUCCUGAAACUGUUCCCUUUGAUCCUCUUCUUGUAACAUUGGCAGAGGGUCUAAGAGAGACAAAACAUCCCUAUACAUUUGUUUCAAAGGAGGGUUUUAAAGAAUUACUUAUGGUUGAAGGUGCUACUGAAAAAGCAAUUCCCUUGUUGCCUCGUCUGGUUCCAGUGUUAAAGGCUGCAUUGGCCCAUUCAGAUGAUGAAGUAUUCGGAAGGGGAUUGGAUGCUUUAGUUCAACUGAGUGCUGUUGUUGGCCCAUCUCUUAAUGAUCAUCUCAAGCAUCUACUCACAAAUCUUUCAAGGAGAUUAAUGGACAAGAAAUUUAGAGAAAAAAUUACCGUUGCUUUACAAAAGUUGGAACAAUAUGGUGGAAAGGCAACUGUGGCUAUCAUCAAAUCUAAAAUUCCAACCUAUUGUUCUAUCUCCUCUUGAACAAGAAAACUCCAGUGAUUUGUACUGUAAGGUGAAGUUUGGAAAGAAACUGCCUGUGAACAUCACUGACACUUCUUAUGUGGGGUAUGAUAUACUCUCUUAAAAUAAUCACAAUUCUUCAGUAUGAUGGAGAGUGGGAGAAGUC